Salarias fasciatus (jewelled blenny) is the source of this 2446-nucleotide messenger RNA. RefSeq names its product prosaposin (gene psap). The record is from RefSeq and is a predicted model, not a curated record. The coding region runs from base 127 to 1752 and encodes 541 amino acids. Gene Ontology annotation, cellular component: lysosome. The transcript is spliced from 15 exons. Gene Ontology annotation, biological process: sphingolipid metabolic process. NCBI's taxonomy places the organism in Eukaryota, Metazoa, Chordata, Actinopteri, Blenniiformes, Blenniidae.
CAGCUGACGGUGAGCCAUCAUAAAGCCGCCGGCCGCCCCGCUCCUGCAUUGCAGUCGUCUCACUCCUCCAGUCGCCUCGUUUCAUCCUCAGCAGCGACAAAACAGCCCGUAGAAAACAGCGGAGUCAUGCUGCUGCUAACUCUGCUCUUCGUGUCCUCAGCUGUAGCGACACCUCUGUUGGGCACUGAGCAGUGUGCUCAUGGUCCCCCCUACUGGUGCCAGAAUGUAAAGACGGCCUCCCUGUGUGGAGCUGUGCCCCACUGCCAGCAGAAUGUGUGGAACCAGCCUCAGAUGAAAACAGUGCCGUGUGACCUGUGUAAGGAGGUGCUGACAGUGGUGGCGCAAAUACUUAAGGACAAUGCUACAGAGUCUGAGGUUCUUGGCUACCUGGAGAAGGCCUGUCAGCUCAUCCCUGACCAGGGUUUGACUGCAGAAUGCAAAGAGCUGGUGGAUGACUACUACCCCAUCCUCAUGGGAAUCCUCACAGGGGAACUGGAGGAUCCCGCCGUGGUGUGCGGAGCUAUGGGGCUCUGCAAGUCCCAGCAGUCGGCUCUGGGUGAGGUUCUGACCCACGAGCAGCUCGUGUCCAACGACAUACCUCAGGUCGACCUUUCCCAGCACGUGGCUCCCUUCCUGCUCAACGUCCCGGGACUCCUCUACCCCCAGGAGAGCUCCAAGCAGGAGGCCCCGAAAAACGAAGCUCCGAAGGAGGAGGGCGGUGAAGUGUGUCAGGACUGCAUCAAGCUCCUGACCGACGCCCAGGCAGCAGCCAAAGAGAACUCCUCCUUCGUCAACGCCAUGAUCCAGAAAAUUGAGAGCCAGUGUGACCAACUUGGACCCGGCAUGUCUGAUUUGUGCAAGCAGUACAUCAGCCAGUAUGCUCCACUUGUUGUCCAGCAGUUUUUGUCCAUGGAACAGGAUCCCAAGGAUAUCUGCAGCCUUGCUGGUUUCUGUGACUCUGUGCAGAAGGCCUUCCCCAUGCUGAAGCUGCAGCCUGCGCUCGCCGUGUCUGCUCCCAAAGUUUUGCCUGCUGCCAAACUCGUUCCUGCCACCAAGGUCGCCUCUGCUUCUGACAAGCUGCCCAAGGGACUGGUUCGUGUCCGUGAAUCCCCAGGCUGCGCCAUCUGUGAGUUUGUGAUGAAGCAGUUGGAGAGCAUGCUGGAGGACCAGACCACCGAGGAGGAAGUCAUUCAGGCCGUAGAGAAGGUGUGCACUUUCCUGCCCUCCACGCUGACCACGCAGUGUAAGGACCUGAUUGAGACGUACGGCCAGGCCAUCAUCGAGCUGCUGGUGCAGCAGGCUGACCCCAAGACCGUCUGCACGGUGCUGGCUCUCUGCAACGGCGCCAGCCGCGCCUUUGUUGUUCCCCUGGACAAGCCUCGCUUCAAGGAAGGAGGCUACUGUGACGUGUGUAAAAUGGCCGUGAACUACAUCGACGGCAUCCUGGAGCAGAACGCCACCGAAGAACAGAUCGAGGAGGCCGUGAGGAAAGUGUGCACCUUCCUGCCUGACGCUUACCGGAAAGAGUGCGACCAGUUGGUUGAACAGUACGAGCCGGUGCUCGUCCAGCUGCUGCUCCAGAUGCUGGACCCAGACUUUGUGUGCACGAAAUUGGGAGCGUGUCCUGAAGCCGUGCGCAGGCUGCUGGGGACGGAGCAGUGCGUCUGGGGACCGGCGUUCUGGUGCAAGAACAUGGAGACUGCAACUCGCUGCAAUGCUGUGAGUCACUGCAAGCGCCACGUGUGGGUAUAAAGGAAAGGCCACCGCGAACACCUCUGUAGGGAAAAUUACUGUAGAGCUGCUUCCCACUUUCAACUUUUUGUCCUUUCUUUUGAAUAGACUCAGAACUGCAAUCGAAGUUUGAAUUAACGUGGAAAGGGACCGGAUAUGUGACGUUUUUGUUUUCCUCUCCUGUUUUCGAGGGGGGAGGGUUGGUUGGGAGCAGUGAUUACACGUGGAGUUGACUUUAAGUUGGCUUAUUUGUCUUUGUGUUGACUUCUACAGAUUUGCAUUAUUGCAGACAUACUCGCCUGUAUUGGUUGUGUGGUUAAAAAAUAAGCAUAUUUGCAGUUUGCAUUUUUGUACUGUUGAAGCAUUAACAGGCUGUUCGGUGGGUUUAUUGACCUCCCUGGCUAAUUUUGCUUUAUUUCCCAUGGAGUGACCAUUUUAAUAUUUCACUGUGUUGUUAAGUUGCAAUACAUCUGGCAGUAUGCCUGACCCCUGGAAGAAUUUAUAUUUUGUAGACAGAUGGGUUUUUUUGUUAUUACGGGCUGAUAUGGAGGUGAUUGGUGUGAAAAUACCUCCUUGUUGUUUGCACUCUUGCUACUGUUCAUAAAUCAAUAUGACUAUAACACAAACCGCAUCUGAUUCAAAUGUCUGCUUCGAACCUGUCGAAAUGCCAGUUGAUCUGUGAACAUUUUAACAAUAAAAGUGAUCUGAACCACUU